Messenger RNA from Gallus gallus (chicken), 555 nucleotides. RefSeq names its product olfactory receptor 14C36-like. The record is from RefSeq and is a predicted model, not a curated record. The transcript has a single exon. The annotation marks the transcript as partial. NCBI's taxonomy places the organism in Eukaryota, Metazoa, Chordata, Aves, Galliformes, Phasianidae. Gene Ontology annotation, molecular function: olfactory receptor activity. Gene Ontology annotation, cellular component: membrane. Gene Ontology annotation, biological process: G protein-coupled receptor signaling pathway.
CUGCACUACGGGACCCUGCUGGGCAGCAGAGCUUGUGCCACCAUGGCAGCAGCUGCCUGGGGCACUGGGGUCCUUAAUUCCGUGCUGCACACUGCCAAUACAUUUUCCCUGCCUCUGUGCCAUGGCAAUGCUGUGGAUCAGUUCUUCUGUGAAAUCCCCCAGAUCCUCAAGCUCUCCUGCUCACAGUUCUACCUCAAGGAAAUUUCACUUCUUGUAUUUAGUAUAUCUUUAGCAUCUGGGUGUUUUGCUUUCAUUCUUUUCUCCUAUGUGCAUGUUUUCAGGGCUGUGCUGAGGAUGCCCUCUGAUCAGGGACGGCACAAAGCCUUCUCCACAUGCCUCCCUCACCUGGCUGUGGUCUCCCUCUUUGUCAGCACUGCCACAUUUGCCAAUCUGAAGCCCCCAUCACUUUCCUCCCCAUUCCUGGACCUGGUGGUGGCAGUGUUAUACACGGUGGUGCCUCCAGUCAUGAACCCCAUCAUCUACAGCAUGAGGAACCACGAGAUCAAGCAAGCUCUCAGGACACUCUUUGGAGAUACAUUGCUUCGGCACCACUAA